AUGACGACCAAGCUGCAGUUUGUGGUGGAGCAGAGCGCGCGGCAACUUCAACUUGGGGUCGACGCCAGCGUCCAGUGGACGAGGCUGCUGGAGGAGCUGCCGGUGCAGGAGCGGGACUAUUUGAGUCGCGCGGCCGACGAGCAGUUCGAGGAGCAGAUGAAGUACUUGACGGGCCCGCGGGAGGGCGAGAGAGACGCGGCGAUCCAGCGCCACCUGCACGGCAUCUUGGUGCUGACUGCGCCGCAGCGCAACGGCCAGACGGUGGCCAAGACGCCCGUGCACCACUCGCUCCGGCACUUGCUGCAGGCCUUCGCCAACAUUUUCCGAGGCUGUUAUGCGGGCUUGCUGCAGUACGGAGGGCAGGGGUCCGGAGUGCGCGCAGGGGUCUCGGUGGACAGAGUCACGUGCGCGUUGCCUCUGGUGGCCGCGGACGUGACCCAGUUUGCGGCGAUUCUGGCGCAGGUUGUUAUGUUCAAGUACCCAUUCGUGCAGCCCGGGGAGAUGCAACGCAAGGUCGUUCAGAAGAGCGUUCUCGCCGCGCUCUUUGAUGCGCUGCAGCCGGCACUUCAUGGUCUGUACGUCGCCUCUUUCCAGCGAGAAGACGCGCUAGUGGAGGACGUCGCUGAAUUAUGCCGCACAAAUGCACUCGAGUACUUCGAGGUGAAGCCCGUGUUCCGACUUGAUGGGAGUUGGCAGCAGCAAGAUCGACUAGCGGAUGGAAACGAGCGGCGGUUGUUGACGUUGCGCCACUACAAUGCCGCCAUUUACCACAUGAGCAACUUAGCGUCCGAACGAUCCCCGAUCACCAAGCUGGAGCGGGUAGCGCUCGUUUGCGAGGAAGUUGACCGAGCUGUGAAGGCGUACUACAAACUACAACCUGUUGACUCCCGACCUUCGCCCAAGGAAUUGAACAUAACGACUGAGGAUCUGUGCGCGCUACUAAGUUUUAUCUUGGUAUCGGCACCGUCGUCAUGUUUACACGUAUUCACGCAGUUAGCGCUGCUGGGCAGCUUUAUCUCACCGUCGAAUGCCAACGGACGGGAAGGGUUUGCUCUGGCUGCCUGCACGACUGCAGUGCAGCACCUCAUGCAGCUGCGGUGA
Phytophthora sojae is the source of this 1101-nucleotide messenger RNA. RefSeq lists its product as hypothetical. Lineage: Eukaryota; Oomycota; Peronosporomycetes; Peronosporales; Peronosporaceae. Bases 1 to 1101 code for a protein of 366 amino acids. The record is from RefSeq and is a predicted model, not a curated record. The transcript is spliced from 2 exons.